Molecule: messenger RNA, 321 nt
Organism: Anopheles coustani
Lineage: Eukaryota; Metazoa; Arthropoda; Insecta; Diptera; Culicidae
Exons: 1
Coding region: 26-136 (36 amino acids)
Source: RefSeq, a predicted model, not a curated record
UGUUUAACUGGUUCAGCGUCGGAAAAUGGAAGAAGAUAUCAGUUACUACGUUUAUAUUACGCUUACACUCGUGCCAGUUUAUUUAGCGUUCAAGCUCAUACAAUGGAUGGGCUGGGAACUGUUUGUCAAUAACUAAACGUUACCCGGGACAGUGCCAAAACAGAAACCAAAGCCGAAAGACAGUGCAUCGAAAUCGCCCCAAGAAGAGGUGCAUGUGAUUGUAAAACUAUUCUAAAAAAUUCCACACAAUUUAGUUGUUAAUAUCCGCUUAACGCCGUAGAUGACGGAAAAUGUGAUCUCAGCAAUUGACAACGGUCUCGG